GGCUGGCUGAUUUGGUUUGUUUCAAGUUAUGUUGUACGAUUCUGCGCUGCUUGAAGUCUGCGGAUGUUACCACGAAUGUUGGAAAACUUCAGCUUUUAAAGUGGACACGCACUUGAGCAGAAUGUGAGCGCUUCGACCGAGUGGCCAAGGGUGUCGCUUGGUUCCGAAACUGAGCCACUCGUUCGUAGCUCUUGUUGGAGUGUUAUGAUGCGUCGACAGCCAGGGAACGUUCCUGCGAGACACCAGUUAAAGCUCAAGAUGACAGCUAUGUACGUGAUGGCGUGCAUUCUCGUACUAGCUCUCGUUGCGCUCAGCUACCGACAGUUGGGGAGCUCGGCAAAGGCUUCAUCUGUCCCAUCGUUGCCGGUACCAAACGCGGAGUUCAACUCCGGCCACCAUCCGCCUGUUUCUGUUACUGCCAAGCAGCUCCCUUUGUCGAAGACAGCUGAUGAAGGAGGAGCGGACGAGAAAGACAAACUGAUUGCCAUGAUGGAGAAGAAGCUGCGUGACUUGGAAGCCCGCAUCCAAAAACUUGAAAAGAAUGCACCAAAGACGUUCCCUACUGUGCAGCAGCUAGACUACAGAGAGAAGAAGCGAAUCCUGGUUGCUGGUGGUGCUGGAUUUGUGGGGAGCCACCUUGUCGACUAUCUUAUGCAACAGGGCCACCAAGUCACUGUGGUGGAUAAUUUUUUCACUGGCAGCAAACGCAACAUUGAGCACUGGAUUGGCCAUCAUAAUUUUGAGCUCAUUCAUCAUGACAUCGUCAGCCCUUUGUUCAUUGAAGUUGACUACAUCUACAACUUAGCAUCACCCGCAUCUCCCCCCCACUACAUGAUGAAUCCCGUGAAGACAAUCAAGACAAACACAUUGGGCACCAUCAACAUGCUAGGACUGGCAAGACGUGUUGGUGCUCGUCUUUUGAUAACAUCAACUUCAGAGGUCUAUGGGGACCCAGCUGUGCAUCCUCAGAAUGAGGACUACUGGGGCCAUGUCAAUCCUGUGGGGCCUCGAUCGUGCUAUGAUGAGGGCAAGCGAGUUGCCGAAUCCCUCUGCUAUGCUUAUGCCAAACAGGAGAAUGUCGACGUGCGUGUGGCUCGUGUAUUCAACACAUAUGGGCCACGCAUGCACCUCAAUGAUGGCAGGGUGGUCAGCAACUUCAUUCUACAAGCGUUGCAAGAUAAACCAUUGACUAUACAUGGGUCUGGCAAGCAGACCAGAUCGUUUCAAUAUGUCAGCGACCUCAUAGAUGGCUUGGUCGCCCUGAUGCAUGCAAACUACUCAAGACCUAUAAAUCUUGGAAACCCUGAGGAGCAUACCAUCGAGGAAUUUGCUCAGAUUGUAAAGAACCUUGUUGGGGGAUCCAGCAAAAUAGAAUACGUCAGCACCGUCAUUGAUGAUCCUCAGAGGAGAAAACCUGACAUUACACGUGCCAAGAAAUACCUCAACUGGGAACCAAAAGUGCCACUGUUAGAUGGUUUAAGGAAAACUGUGGCUUACUUCAAGGAGGAAUUGACGAAGAAUAGCAAGACCUACAACCCACAACUAAGUCAAAGCCCACAGAGCUAAAGAGGUGCAGCCCCAUGCUCUUGUCACCACGUUCACGUUUGUGUACUGCACUUUUACAAACUUUACAGAAGGCCAGUGCUUCGCAGGGCAAUGAAGAGACUUGACAGGCUUGCCAAAAGUAGUGCUGUUGUGUUAGUCAUACUGAAGUGAGCAGCAUGUAAGUGCCAUUACUAAACAUGUCAUUUCAAGCGUGUUCUUGUAACUUGAGUUCCUUUUACAGUGAGCAAGCUGCGUUUAAUGUGUGCAGAUGCACAGUGUCUUUGAUGUGUAUGUACAGGGGUUUAUUGUUGGUCUGCCACUCUUGUAAAUACCUUCGCCUUUUGUGUAAUGCCUUCUUAGGUCUAGGUGAAUCCUGUAAAUCGGUUUGAGAACCAGGCAGCGUAAAAGUGACGUUUGUGUGAGGUGCAUUAUAUUUCAUUGCAUUUAUUUUCACAGGCUUAGCCUAUCAACAUGUGCUGCAUCCUCAGAAGUCAUCAAUCAGAAAUAUGGUUCUUGAAAUCUUACUGAGGGAAAUUACCAAAUAACUUAAUUUUGAUUGAGCACGAAGAAGGAUAAGAUCCGCGUGUUUGAUGGGGCAUUCAUUUAAGUGGAGCCCCCUGUGGCAGUGCCAGCACUUAUGCCAUAUCAAGCACAUUUUGGCGCUUCUGUGUUACCAGGCUGCUGAACACUUUCCUCUGUGGAUAUGCUUAGUAGGUUUUAGAAACAAAGUUCACAUCAUUGUGUACGUUAACUGAAAUCCAUAAGUAAACUGUGCAUUUUACUUUUUCUUUCGACAUGGUUGAGUGUCCUGGUUAGGUAUCACAAUUUUCAGGUUAUUUACGAGUCCACUUAAGAUGUGCAGGAUUUUUUUUAGUUGUUAUCAGUGCUUGGUACUAGUAUAGUGCCCUCAUUUCUUCACUUUGUUCCAAAAGAAUUCUUUUCAAGCGAUAAAUUGCAAUGUCGGUUAUCUUUGAAUUCUAGUGCUGAUGUGCAAGAAAGUAUGGCUGUCCGUUGGCAAAGUUUGUCAUUGGUAAGCAGCAGUUUGCAGCAAUAAGCUUACUGUUCACCGUUCUAUUACUACUGUUUUCAAAAGAUUCUUCACUGGGGCAGCAGAUAGUGGGGUUCAGAUGUUCAUGAAGCUUCGUGGCCCACUGCUGUUUCCGACAAGUGUUGGGAAGCAUUGACACGCUUUCAGUUCCCUUUUAUGGUGAAUAACAUAAAGAAGUGAAUAGGCAACCUUACAGAAGUGAGUGUGCAUUUGGUACUUUAGGUUAGCUGGUAUUCUGCUGCUAUGAUUUUCUGUGACACUGAAGGAAAAGCUAAAGUGGCAGUGCUUCUACUCAAGGGCUUGCUUCUCUGUCAAAUAGUCCUGCAUAGAUUUACAAUGCCUUUGGUUUCUUUGAUCAGAUACUGAAUCGGUGUAGUUUCCACAUGUGACAGUUUCACAUUUGCCAGAAUGCUAAGGGAGAAUGUAGAAAAGUAGGUCAAGUUCACCACUCACCGUUGCAUUUCGCUUCAUUUGACUGUUGUGUGCAAGAUGCAUCUGUAUUCUCUUCCCGAGCUUAAGCUAACCAGAUGAAGAUUGGGAACAUUUUUCAGAAGUGCUUUCUUUGUGCACACUAUGCCUCAUAGCGUUUCUUUCGUUGUCCACGAGUAUAAAUAUAUACAUAGAUGAUGUCCCCAAUGUACUUCGACAUUGAAAACUAAAAAGGCCAAAAGCUUUGCAGACUGCUGCAGCUGUGACAUGUUGAGCAGUCCUCCUCCUUUGCCUUUCACAUUCUGACAUCUUUUUGUGAUCUCUUGUCUAAUGACACAAUUAUGUUACCCGAGAACAUAGCAUUUUCCUACAUCACCACAUGUAAAAGCUUAAAAAGUGCAAGAUGCCAAAAUUAUUGCCUUAUGAAAUUUUUAGCUGAAGAACAGGAUAGCCGCUCAUAUUCAAGCAUUUCUAAUGUUCCUUAAAUUUUCUGAAGCACUGCAAAAAAUUUCAAGUUCACUUGAAGCACUGUUAACAGUGCUUCAAGUGAACUUGAUUAAAAUUCAAUGAAACUUCUUGCUGUAGAGCAGUGCUUUUGCAGUGAGUAAUCUAGGUAUGUGCUAUUUAUGCAUGCUUAGUCUCUUUUCCAUGAGGUGUUGGUUACAUCUGUACAAGACUUUCCAUUGAAAACGUUUACUUUCAAAUUUUCUAUGUUUGUUUUACCUAUUGGGAAAAUUCAUGGUGCUUUACCUAUCUCUCUUCCUUUUAAUUGUGAUUCAUGUGUGUAAUUUAUAUGGUUAAAGGCUAUAGUUAUUUCUACUGUGAAUACCAAAUCUUCGUAUAGAAAGGACCUGGCACUUUCUUUCCUGUUGUUGUGAGACUCCUUGAUUUUUAUUAUGCUUUUCGAAUUGUGAAAGAUAUCUAGCUGGAUGGAUGACUGUGCUUGCAUUUGGAGCACUCAUUGCAUAUUAUAAAGCUGUGCUAUCUUUGGAUGUCUGCUGACUACAAAAAAAAAACAUUGUCUUGGCAUUUCGUUCUUAUUUCUUUGAUACACUGUGAUGAACAGUGAUGACGUGACCACAUUAUCAAGUUUCCUGUGUUCACUAUGCUCGCUUUGCAAGUUUAGCACUGAACUCAGUGUUGAGGUAUUUGCACAAUUUGGUUUAAAGCUGUGAUUAUGGCGCAUGUUGUAAAGGUUUGGGUAAAGCUAUAGGCAAGUGGCUUUUGUACUGAUUGAUUGUCGAGCACAAGUUCCUUCCACAUGAAACCUGCAGCAUGUUAUAAGCGAAGUAGUUUGCAGAUGUGGGUUCAAGCAGAGCUGGAUGCAUGUGUAAGUUUUCGUAUUAAGCUUUCGCUUCCAUUAUUUUUCAUUUAUAUGACUUUCUUGUAUAUCAUUAACUGGCACUGAGUGGUGAAAAUUCAAGGUGACAGCACUAAGUUAUGCUCCACAACAUAAAUUUAUGAAUGCAGAAAUACUUGCUUUCACUUGAAAAUAGCAAGUCAUAAUUGUACAUUAUGCUAUUAUUUAUGGUUUUUAUGUGGUGUUUACAUAAACAUGCCAACAUUGAAAUGCCGAAAUAUGUUGCAAAAGUGUGUAAGUGCACGUGUGUGGUUCGAUUACUUGUACUCUAUGUGUUGACAAGGUUUUGCAAGUGCUGCACAAUCAGCAAUGAGCUUUUAAGCCGCUGAUCACUCGCUGCACUUUGCAUGUAUUUUAGUGUAAUUGACACACCUCGGAACAAGUUUUUCUGCAUUUUUCUUCCACUGGUAAGAUAUAAAGCUGUCUGAAUUAAACGGUGUGUCUAGUAAGCUCUCGUGAAUGAUUUAAACUGUUUAUUUUUACUUUCACUGUUAAAAUAUUUGCACUAGUGAAAAAUGCACUGCAAGCUAACUUACUCAUGACACUUAAUAAGCAUGGUUGUAUGUGAAUGUGCAGAGUAGGCUGCUAAUGCUGCCAUGUUUAUUUUUCUUUUAAUACUGCUGUGAUAUGUAUCGAGCAAAAGACUGUAGAGGUGUUUUUUAGACUAUGCAGAUUUUAUUAAAAGAGGUUGUGAGCAU
Messenger RNA from Rhipicephalus sanguineus (brown dog tick), 5080 nucleotides. RefSeq names its product UDP-glucuronic acid decarboxylase 1 (gene Uxs). NCBI's taxonomy places the organism in Eukaryota, Metazoa, Arthropoda, Arachnida, Ixodida, Ixodidae. The transcript is spliced from 10 exons. Gene Ontology annotation, molecular function: NAD+ binding; UDP-glucuronate decarboxylase activity. Gene Ontology annotation, biological process: D-xylose metabolic process. Gene Ontology annotation, cellular component: cytoplasm. The record is from RefSeq and is a predicted model, not a curated record. Bases 205 to 1566 code for a protein of 453 amino acids.